CUUUACUCAUGUAUGCAGUCUGGUCCCCCGACAUUGGCCUCAUGUUAUGAAACCACAAAUAGUUUUGUCCAGUUUGCUUUUGUCUCGACUUGAUGUGCUGGUAGUUCAGUAUACGGUAUGCAAGUCAUGUAAGCCUGGAGAUAAGUUGUUUAGAUUGUAGACAGGCACUACAAGCUUAGCAACCAGGCUACAUGGUCUGUACUCAGAGCUAGUCAUAAGAGCAUUCUAGCAACACACAGGGCUGGGCUUAGUGACGCUUUGAGGCAAAGUCUAGCAACAAUUAAGAAAGAAGUGACAAUUUCAAGCUGAGCAACAUUGCAUUGACCGUGACCUAUCCCCAGCACAAGGGAUUGCAAUAAGAAAUAGCAAAGGAAGCUGUGCUUGGAAUAUCUGUGUUGCCCUUAGUCAUUCAUUUGAGCCUGGGAAUUUUUUUUUUUAAUAUGUAUAUUGUCUUCUAUUGUCACCCACUUAUACCGAGGAGACUUUUUAAUGGAAUGCUUCUUUGAAGAUCCUUAAGGACAAAAAUAACUGAAAAUAAAAGCUGUCUCCCUAGUUUAGCUGUGUAAUCCACAUCUACCUACCUAUUACUUUGAAAAUUUGCCACAAUGACAGACUCUUCCAUGGUAGAUCACAUGGCCCGACUGAAACUCAAGCUCCUGGAGAAGGGCACUUACCCACAGAGAGGAACAUGGAAGGGAUCUACACAAGGCUGAAACUAGAAAACGAACGUGAGACCCUGGAGAAUGUUGAGUCACCCCUCUCCACAGCAAGGAGUAACGAUGGACACGAGGACGCACUGCAGAAUGCGCUGAAACGAAGGAAAGACCUCCUGCAGAAGCUUAGGGAGCAGCACCUUUUGGAAGAAUUUUCACAGCCCUAUAUGUUGGCAGGAGGCCACAGAAAGAAGUACAGACCUGAGCCAGUACCUGUUUACCUGCCUUCCCCUCUGGCGCCUGCACCAGAACCACCAAGGAUCAUCCAGCAGACGAUUCCUCAGCAACCUGCAACCAUCAUCCAACAGUUACCUCAGCAGCCACCUCUCAUCACACAGAUCCCACCUCCACAGCCCCUUCCCGUCCCCCGUUCUGGAAGCAUUAAGGAAGACAUGGUAGAGAUGAUGUUGAUGCAGAACGCUCAGAUGCACCAGAUCAUUAUGCAGAACAUGAUGCUGAAAGCUCUGCCACCGAUGGCGUUCUCACAGCCCAGUGGGACCGGGUCACCCUUGCUGCAGCACACACAGCAGGAUCCCCAGUUUGCUGCUCCGGUUGUUGUGAAAGCAGAAAAACCAAGGCCAUCCACGGUGCAUCAUCACCACCAUUACCCUUCCCCAGGAGUGCAGGCCAUUCUUUCUCAGCUGCCCCCAGCUGGCUACUCCAUGUGGCCCCCUGUGAUGCCAUCCAGCCUCAUGGGACAGACUGGAGGAUUCCCAGCCACUGUGCAUCACAUGACUGGCCCAGCUAGCACCUUCCCUGCAAUGCACACUAACCGAUGGACUCCUCCGCAGCCUGCCCCCGGGUUUGUAGACUCCUCAAGCCUGUAGCAAAGGUGGCUAGUGAGUGGACACGGUCUGUAUGCGUCACCCAUGCACGUGGCGUAUAGCAUCACUGGAGACGACUUUCUCUAGAGAGUUCCUGAAAGAUUCUGGCUGACAGGAAUCUGCUGUAUAAAUAGUCACAUGCCAUUAGUGGAGCUGACAACUAAUAGAGGGGUGGCAGAACUGUGUAAUAAACUGGAAAUGCAAAAAACCAUAUUGUUACCUCUUCUGGAUCAGGCAAUUAGCCAAAACUUUGGGGCCCUAAGGCUGUUUCCACUAGAAGGAGAAAUUGAUGAUAGUCAGCUAUUUCUUUGAUGCAACCCUGGUUAUUUAGGAAGAAUGUAAACAAAGUCCUAUUUCCUUGAACACAAGAGGAAGCAAACAACAGGAGACAGUUUCUUUGCUCACAAUUCCAAGCUUCUGUGAGCUAGCACUUGACCCCAAAGUUCUUAGGGCUUGUCUACACGGCAGUCAGGAGCUGUGAUUGCAGCAGGUGUAGACAACCAAACUUGUUUUGAUGUUGCUGGCACGAAUAACAAUAGCAAUGAAGCUGCAGCAGAGAGGAGAUGGCAGCCACUCAGGUGUGCACCCAGGGUCCUGGAUGGGCUGGCCAGUUGCCAUGGCUUCACUGCUAUUGUUACUCAAGCCCUGGCUUUGUGUGCUGCAAUCACACUCCCAAUUGCAACGUAGACACGCCCUUAGCUUUUCCUCAGGGUGUCGUUACCAGUGCCUUGGUGGCUGUGUCUGGUGCUUCCUUGCUGCCUUCUCUGUCUCUCUCUGUGUCUGCUGCCCCUCCCUCAGAUCUACCGGCACAGUACCCAGGGAAAGCACUUCUGCCCACUUAUUUCAAAUUGCUGAGUGGCCUCAUAUGUGCCUCUGUUCUGACUGCAGACCCCUAUUGUUCCAGCUCCCUGGUUCCAUGAGUUGCUCAGUGGCUUCUUACCAGGGCGGCUCCAGGCACCAGCAUUCCAAGCAAGUGCUUGGGGUGGCAAUCUG
This is a messenger RNA of Gopherus evgoodei (Goodes thornscrub tortoise), 2530 nucleotides long. RefSeq names its product chromosome 11 C21orf58 homolog (gene C11H21orf58). NCBI's taxonomy places the organism in Eukaryota, Metazoa, Chordata, Testudines, Testudinidae. The transcript is spliced from 10 exons. Bases 689 to 1540 code for a protein of 283 amino acids. The record is from RefSeq and is a predicted model, not a curated record.